CGGACGAUGCCGCGGUGCGCCCAGGAUGCCGUCCCGUUUGCUCCCCCUCCUCCUCGUCACGUUCGCUAUCCCGAGCCUGGGCUUCUGCGCACACGGGACAGAACUGCCCAGCCCUUCUUCUGUGUGGUUUGAAGCCAGAUUUUUCCAGCACAUCCUCCGCUGGACAGCUAUCACAAAUCAGUCUGAGGACACUUACUACGAAGUGGCGCUCAAGAAGUACGGAACCACGGUCUGGAAAGACAUCCACAGCUGUAGAGAGGCCAGGGGAUUGUCCUGCGAUGUCACAGAAUUCACCCUGGAUCUAUACCGCUACAGAUACGGCUACCGGGCCAGAGUCCGGGCAGUGGAGAACAGCCUGUACUCCAACUGGACCAUCACUGAGACCCGCUUCACAAUGGAUGAAGUGAUUCUGACAGUGGAUGCCGUGACAUUGGAGGUAACCAACGGCUGCAUCUUUGGGACAAUCCAUCCCCCCAGGCCCCCGAUAACGCCUGCAGGGGACGAGUAUGAACAGAUCUUCAGUAAUCACCGCAUUUAUAUACUUUCCAUCCGAAAGGUCUCAGAACAAAAGAAUACAACUGAGUUAGUGACACAGGAAAACUUCACCCUCCAAGUCCCCAGAGGGAUGAGAGAGUUUUGUGUCAAGGUGAAGCCCCACGUGGAAUCACGAGCUAACAAGGCAGAAUGGUCAGAGGAGCAGUGUUUACGUCUCACGGAGCAGUAUUUCACCGCGACCAACCUCAGCAUUUUCUUCACUUUUGUCUUGCUACUGUGCGGAGCCCUGGUCUUCUUGGCUCUCCUGUGUUACAUCCGGCGCCCGGGGAAGUUGCCUGCAGUCCUGGUCUUUGAGGAGCCGCACAACUUCUUCCUGGCCGACCCUCUCUUCCCGGAAACUCUCGAUGCCAUUCACAUCCUGGACCUGGAGGCCUUCCCGAAGGUGUCACUGGAGCUGAAAGACUCGGAGCUGCAUGGCAGCACCGACAGUGGCUUUGGCAGUGGCAAGCCAUCACUUCAGACUGAAGAUUCCCAGUUCUUCCUCCCCGGCUCCCACCCCCAGGUGCAGGGAACUCUGGGAAAAGAAGAGCCUCCAGAGCUUCAGAACACCUGUGGGGACAACACAGAUAGUGGGAUCUGCUUGCAGGAACCCAGCUUACACUCCAGCAUGGGGCCCACCUGGAAGCAGCAAUUUGGAUAUACCCAUCAGGGCCAGGAUGACAGUGACAUUAACCUAGUCCAGAACUCUCCAGGGCAGCCUACGUAUGCACAGGAUGGCUCUGCCUUGGACCAUGUCUGUCUCCCAGAGCCUAGAGUCCUUGAGGAGAAAGACCAAGUCCUGGUAACAUUCCAGGGCUAUCAGAAACAGACCAGAUGGAUGGAAGAGACAGCCAACCCAGAAGAACACUUGAACAAAGAGAGUCCCUUGACAGAUGCCUUUGACCCUAAACUUGCAGUGUGCCUGCAGGAUGAUUUAGCUCUGGUCAAGGGUUAUGUGAAACAAGAGUCUCAGGGGAUGACUGCUGCUCCAUCAGUGACCACAAGUAGACAGUGGAACCAGCUAGCUGAAGAGUGGUCGCUCCUGGAUACUGUUAGCUGUGAAGACCUAAGCAUAGAGAGUUGGAGUUUUGGCCAUAAACUUGCCUCUCUGGACUGUGGGGCAGCCACUGGUGGCCUCCUGGGUAGCCUUGACCCUACCCUGGCCACACUGCCAUUGAUCUCCAGCCUGCAGGUAGAAGAAUGACAGGGGCUGAGGGUUCUUUGUAUUCCAGCCAUGCCUGCUCCCCUGCCUGUACCUGGAAGGCCCAGGAGUCUAAGAAAUGCAUGGGUCCUUUUCUGCAGACCCACUGUGGCUGGCUAGCCAGGCCCCUGGGAAAAGGCCAACUUGCUGGGCAGGUGUCCAGUACAUGGGAGGUUGCAGCCAGUUCUGCUGAGUGGGGCUGUGUAGACACCAGCAGAGCAGAGCAGGGUAGACAGAGGCCUCCUCGCUCCUCAGGAUUGGGUCCUGCAUGGGAAGUGCCUGCAUUUGGGCGGAACUCCGGGAUGCUGGGCUGGAUGUCUACAGAGGAAUCAGAGUGGCUAGCCUGCUGCAGGCUACAGGGAGGGCUCAAGAGAGAAAGGAUGGAGCAGGAGCCAGGUUUAAUUUGGCAUGUGGAGAUGCUCCCCAGCUUGAUGGAGUACUUGCCGCUGGGAGAUCUUGGGGUACAUACCACCCUGGAUGAUCAGCCAGCCAAUUCAGAACCACGGGGCAAAUGGGACUGAGACCUCUUAUGGGGUAUCUCUGCUACCUGUCUGCAGACAUCUUUCCCUUUUUGACCCAGCGGUGUCCACCCAGGGUUACCUCAGUGGCCAAGCCAUUGCUCCUUGCUGCUCACUAUCGUGCUGUCCAACCAGACAAACUAUGGAUGUCUGUGUUAGCACACUACCUUUUAGGUGGCCUUUGGGCCAGGGCCUUGGCCCAGGCUUAGAACUUAUGUCUGCAUUUGCUGCUAAUUUCUAACUACAGACCCAGAGAAUAGGGUGCUAGGAUGGCACCUCUGUGUUUAUCUGUGUGACCCUAGACCAACAGCUUUGUCAGGGGACUAAAAUAAUGACCGGAUCGUUAAGGAGUUCCUCAUGCUGAAUGUUAGCCAAGUUGGCCCUGGGGUGAUAUUUUAGGUUCUGUCAGCCUCUGGGCUGGAAGGAAGUAGAUUACAGAAACCAUCUGCCCACGGGCAGCUUCUGCCUCAGAGAUCUUGUGGGAGCCUGGGGCCUUGUGCCAAAAUAGCUGCUAGUCACUGGGGCCCAGGGCUGGUCCCUGUUUCCCUAUACUGCAGUUGAGACAUGUCUUCACACAAAGACGGUUUGCAGCCUCCAAGCAAGGACGCUGGGAGAAAUGACAGGGCUGAUGAUCCCUGAGCCUAGAGUCUCUCUGAAGUUUUCCAAAUAUAGACUGUGUGACCUGGUGAAGCCAUCCAUGAGCUUUGCCGGCCUGCCGAGAAGGCCAUGAUGCCAGAGAGAUCCUUCUGAAGUUGGGAGGGCUCCUUGGGAUCCCUUGGACCCUUUAUUUAUUUAUUUUGCUCACUUAUUUAUUGAAGAGGCAGUGUAUCACAGGUGCAGAGCUCUGGGUCUCUCACGAGGCCUAGUUUUGACUGCACUGUGUCUAGCUGUGUGACCUUGGGCAAGUCAUGUCUCCUCUUUGUGCCUCAGCUUCCCUGUCUGUCUGUAAAACUUAAAAGUUGAAACAUGGGGCCUGACAUGCCCCAUCCCGGGGAGUGUUGAGUACCAUCAAGAAAAUGGACAUGGAUGGUCCUCAAACGGAGAAUGAAUGAGUGGUGUGUGUUUUCAUCCCAUUAAAAAGUCAGGUGUCUUGUGAA
Messenger RNA from Psammomys obesus (fat sand rat), 3350 nucleotides. It is a transcript of the gene Il10ra, whose product is annotated as interleukin 10 receptor subunit alpha. NCBI's taxonomy places the organism in Eukaryota, Metazoa, Chordata, Mammalia, Rodentia, Muridae. The record is from RefSeq and is a predicted model, not a curated record. The transcript is spliced from 7 exons. Gene Ontology annotation, molecular function: protein binding. Bases 26 to 1738 code for a protein of 570 amino acids.